Aureobasidium vineae is the source of this 858-nucleotide messenger RNA. The record is from the annotation of a GenBank genome assembly. Lineage: Eukaryota; Fungi; Ascomycota; Dothideomycetes; Dothideales; Saccotheciaceae.
AUGCGUGAUGCAGUAUUAGGCCAGGCCCAAUUGCCAAACGACAUGCCUCGAAAUCUUGACCAAGACUCAAUCGAACUCGCAGAGAUCCUCUCGGAAGGCAGAACAGAAUCCAGAGUUCAGCAGGUCUCUUCUAAGUCCUCUCUCGAUAAACAAACCCUCCUGCGGCUAAUCAGCGCUGGCUUUUCUUUCUUCGUUGCUGGCCUGACUGAGGGCACAAAAGGNGUGAUUCGAGACUAUGGUAUCAACACAGCAAUCCUCUCUAGUGUGCAUAAUGAAGCUAGCAUGGACCCAGUUGAGUCUACAGAGCACGCACCAAAUGAGCCAAGCGCGGUUAGACUCAUCAAGAAAACUUUCAUGGAGAAGAGUUUCUGGAAUCUGAGCCUCUUCUAUUUUUUCUAUCUUGGAGCCACCAUAACGGCAAGCGGAUGGGUCGUCGAAUACCUCGUGAACGUCCGCAAAGAAGAGCCUAUCUUCAAGCUAACAUGCAAUAAGNNUGUCCCAAAUACCAUUGCAGCUGCUGUUGCGAUCAGUCUAGUCGGUUUCUUCUCCGGCCCUCUCUUUGCUACGGUAAGCAUAAUGAAGUCGUGCCCGGUACAAGACAUGCUAAUCAAAACANNGGGUAUAUCUGUUGGCUCUCGACUCUUCCCGGCAGAGAUUCGAUCAACGGCGCUUUCACUGGUUUUCGUGUUUGCGCAGAUUGGUGGUUCCUUGUUUCCAGUCAUCACAGGACUUGUCAGCUCCAGCAAGGGCGUUUGGGUACUCCAGCCAAUUCUAGUGGGCUUGAUCUCAUCGACUGCCAUAAGCUGGCUGUUGGUACCUCAACCCAAGUCUUCGAAUGUAGAGCUGCAUCAAGAGUAG